AUGAAUAGUUGGUUGGGUUCAAAUUAUGCCGCCGACGAGCAGCCGUUGAGCAACCAUUAUCCCGGCUGGUCGUCGACUGCUGGUAGUCCGAGUAAUCAGCAAUCACCAGGCCGUCGAGAGCAUGCCGUACAGCCGCCGUUGUUGACUACGUCUUUGAGCGGUCCUCAGUAUCAGGGCCCUGGGGCAGGUCUGGGGCUCACACCAACGCCUUUAUCAUCUACUUCGCUUUCGAGCCCUUUUACACACGGCCAGUCGCCUUGUGUUCCGUCGCCUAUCAACGGGAGGUCGGUCUCAUCACCGUCGAUGGCGUCGAGGAAUGCAUACAAUGUACCGUACAACCCUCAAGACUGGGGGCCUCCUGGUAGGCCUUCGACCCAGGGCUAUCUUCAACCCGGAGCUAUGCAUCGGGUGACGCCGCAGAGGAGUAAUAACCCAGAAGUUCCGGUAUCUCCACCACCACCACCAUAUUCACCACCCAGCAACCAAAAUCGAGUACCGCAAGACUUUAUUGGUCCAGCCAACCCUCAAUAUACUGCAACACCUUCUCCACCUAACGCGAGAGAAGGUGAUUUUGAUAUGCCGGCUCAAUACCAACGGCGUGCGAACCGCCCACGGCCUCUAUCCAUGGUAUACCCAUCUAACGCGGAGGCUCAUCGCCAGUCUCUGCCUCCUCCCCCUCCACCACAGGGACACCCAGGGGGUAGGUCUGUCUCCCAAAACCGAUCUGAGUACCAAGGUGUGCCUUAUAAUGCUACACCAAAUCAUAGACCCAGAAUGUCUUCAUAUGACCAGGGUUAUAAUGAGCAAAUCUCUGUGACGCCGGCCCACUUAGAGACACCGUCUCGACCUCCUGCAUCUCGAAGAGCCGCAUCUGCCGGGGCAGUACCGAAUAGUGCGGGAUCAUCGAGGGCGGGAAGUCAGACGAGGAAUCGAUCACCAUCAAUGAAUAACAAUUGGGAACCUGGUAUGCCACUCCCACCACCACCUCCAGGACCUCCUCCCACCACAAGAUCCGUUAGUGUGAGUGGCUCGUCAGAAUCAUCCAUGAGAACACCUCAAGGGUCUGCUUCUGCUGGUCGGGCGAGGAGAGCACCACCAGUGUUAGGAACAGGACUUGGAAGUAUCCCGCCUACACCAGCAGACUGGAUCGACGAGGGAUAUCUGAACAGUCGACCAACGGAGCCCUUGUAUGUCGAUACAGCAAAAGCAGCUAAAGCACCAGAGCCGUCAGAAAACGAUCCUCAUAAUACAGCCAACCAACGGACACCCGGGAGUGGAGGUCUUUUCCGCAGUUCAGCAGUGCGUGACCCAAGCGCAAAGGGCAUCCGUGAAAGGCGGAUCGAACGACGAAACCGUCAAAGCCAGGUCUAUGAAGAUGUUACUAGUGCAGUAUCCACGAGUGGCAACCCGUGGGCCGAUGCUCUUGAGCAGAUCAAACCAUCAAAUCUCAUUAUCCAUGACCAAAACGCCAGCCCGGAUCAAACUCAGCAUCCGAAAUCCUCUAGACAAACCCCUCGCACUACACGCAGCAUUGGCUCGGAGGGUCAACAAACCUCACGGUCCCGAGCGGGCUCCACUGGUCUCUUCUCGGAUCAAUCGUCUUACGGUACCCCAAGACAAGAACCCAGUUCUGCUGGCGCUGGUCCCUCUGCGGCAUUUGCACACACUCCUCCCUUCUCACCAAACGGAGAGGGAUCUUCCGGAUAUCCUAAAGAGGCAAGCCAAGCGAUUCCACCCAAGGCUCUACCGACUCCUCCACUGAACUCUGGGAAGGAGGUCAGGCCGCGCUCUCGUUCUCGUGCUCCGUCACGAGGAGCAGAGGACCGCCCUCUCUCGCACAUUCUUCAUAUGCCCAACGAUGCUGUGUCAAUGAUGAAGCCUUUGUCACCGCGUCGUACUCCUGUGCAGCAAACACAGCAGGCAUCAAUGGAAGCGGUUAUCAAACAAGACCCUACUUUCUUGCAAGAUGCCAUGGAACGACACAGGGCUUUCAUCGAGAAAGAAUCCAGCACUGUAGAUGAGACUGAAGCGCUCAAGAUUUUUGCGGAUUAUAUCCUCGCCGAGUCUCAGAUCCGGCGCCAGCGAUAUGCAAAGGUCUGGGAGACUUUCCAGGUGGAUGAUGUGCGCCGGAAUCUCUUCGAACUGCCCGUCAUUCAGCCAUCAAAGACUAAGCCCCAGCCAAAGUUGGAUAUCCCAUCCAACCGAGCUGGUCGGCCUGAGUCUGCGUGGUGGAAUAACUACCAGCCUUGUCUGUCACCGAUCGCUAGUCUCAACAUGAGCAAUGAUGAGAUGAGCUCUCGGGGUCGUGCACCAAGCCGCUGGUGGGAGUCAAAGACUGGUUCUAGCAGCGAGGGCGCGGAGAGGAGAGUUCAAAGAUCCAAGCGGGAGUCCAAGUACAUGGGCUUGCCUCGAGAGGCGAUGCAGUGGGACCAGGAGUUGACGCCUUCACAACCCAAAGAUGUGAGCAUGAAUUACGGGAACACGGAAUAUGGCCCUGAUGAGUAUCCACCCGAGAAAGUCGGAUGGCAUGAAGGCUCUCCUGCAAACUCUACCAGUACUGGAUAUCAGUAUCCGGAAAGCCGUAGAUUGGACGUUUCGCGCUUGAUUACAUUGCCUCCGCCCUAUCCUCGCCAUCAUCCUGCUGUGAAUAACAGUCACCCAGACCUCGUUACUCAUCGGACUACAGUGCGGUCCAUCACCGAUCUGACUGAGAUAAAAACCACACGGCACCGAUACAAGGCCGACGUGGAACGGAUGCUUCAGGAACAUCAAAUACAAGUCGACGAAGGUCAUCGACACUUCAAGUCCAAUAUCCAAAGCCAGAUCCAAGAAGGAAGUCUCACAUUCGCUGAGGCAGCCGAGGCCGAGGCAGCAAUGAUCGUCGCGGAGAAUGAACGUGAAAGAGCGAUGGUGAAACGUCAGCUUGAUACGUACCAAGAGACUGUUUUGAAGCCCAUGCAUGUCAUACUUGCCGACAGAAUCAGCAGAGCAACAGCAGGCAUCGACAAAUUGAGCAGCGUGCUGUUCGACGACGCCCAACGUGAUACACCAGACUCAACACAAGAAGAAGGCGACGAAAAACCCGAACUCUUAGAGAAGCUGACACAGCUAAAGUGGCUCUUCGAAGCCCGCGAGUUGCUUCACCGCGAAUUGUUCGAUCUGGUCAGUGACCGCGAUGACAAGUACAAAGCUGUCGCACUCCUGCCAUAUAAACAGAACAAGAACGAAGACAAGCUGCGCGAGACACAAGCGUUCUUUGCCCAGGAUGCACUGGACAGACGGGUAGAGCAUGAGAACGAAUCGCUUUCCCGACUGGAAUCAUUCUUGAAUGUCAUUGAGCAGAACGUUGUGCGAGGUGUGGAGGUGCAACUAUCCGCAUUCUGGGAUAUUGCCCCAUCGCUCUUGGCGCUUGUGCAGCAGGUUCCUGAGGAACUGCGCGGUUUCCAAGUGCAGAUCCCGGCAGACGAAUACGACGAGAACCCGAGCUACCACUCUCACCCGCUCCAGUAUCUCUACACGCUGCUAUCGCAUGCCGAGAAGUCGAGUUACCAGUUCAUCGAGUCGCAGACGAAUCUGCUCUGUCUUUUGCAUGAGGUGCGGUCUGCUGUUAUGCGAGCGAACCGCAAUCUCCUUGAAGCGGAGCGCAUCAAAAGGGGAGAGACGGAAGAGGAUGUGCGUCGCGAGAUGGAGAUGACUCGUGCUGAUGAAGAGCUGGCUCUUACGACGGAUCUCAAGGACAAGGUUGCUACUGUUGAGGGUCAAUGGACCGAGGCGCUGGGGAGUCAGAUCGUGGGACUCCGAGAGCGUGUGAAGGAGCAGCUUGUGAGUGAAGAUGGAUGGGAGGAAUUGGAGCAAUUGGAGGAAUAG
Messenger RNA from Penicillium antarcticum, 3867 nucleotides. RefSeq lists its product as uncharacterized. Lineage: Eukaryota; Fungi; Ascomycota; Eurotiomycetes; Eurotiales; Aspergillaceae. The coding region runs from base 1 to 3867 and encodes 1288 amino acids. The record is from RefSeq and is a predicted model, not a curated record. The transcript is spliced from 3 exons.